GUUGACAAGUGGAGUGCUCCGGUUGAGUAAUUCCUAUGUUCUCCUGAACAGAAAUACCCAUUGAAGCUGCUUCUCCUGAGAUGAUGUAAUUUCAUGUCUCUCUUAUUCCAGUCUGUGUUUUACAGACAAAGUCAUUGAGAGGGGCUCAAAGGGACCGGUGGGGAGGGACGCUUACUGCAAGUGGACAAAUGGACAAGAGAGGUAGAAAGACCAAAUAGGAACAAAUACAAAGAGACUAACUCCACUCCUCCUCUCUCUCUCGGGCCCCAUGCUGACCUCACUACCAUUGUAACCGAGCUUUGAAUCCUUUCUUCCACCAGCACUUCUACCUUCUCUUUACUCUCAUCCCUCUUGUGUGUUGCAGGUUUACCUCCACCCCAGAAAGAUGACUGUCUCCAGCCUGUGGUAUCCAGAAUGCGGGGUGGCCCGGCCUAGUCCAGUUACUGGCAGCUCCAACGAGCCAUGCGUUAGGCAGUGCCCUGACUCUGAAGUGGUGAUCACACCCUCACCUGUUGUUGUGACCAUCCCCGGACCAAUUCUCAGCAAUUUCCCUCAGCAGAGUGAAGUAGCAGCCGUAGGAGCACCUGUGGUGGGAGCCGGUUUGGGGGGCUCAUUUGGUUGGGGGGGAUUGCGUGGCCAUGGAGGCCUUUACGGAGGGUUGUAUGGUUUAGGGAGGUUAGGUGGUUAUAGUGACCAUUAUGGUUAUGGGGGAUUAUUGGGCCAUGGGGGAUACUGUGGUUACCCAGGUCUUUACGGUUAUGGGGGAUUAUUGGGUUAUGGGGGACACUGCGGUUACCCGGGCCUUUAUGGUUCCGGGGGAUUAUGGGGGUAUGGGGGAUAUGGCCGUAGGUCUCUUGGUGGAUAUUGUGGGCCAUGUUAAACCCAGCAGGAACACCCAUAAAAGAAGGAAGAACCAGGAAUUUAACAGCAAGAUACAGAUUCACCCCUGAGCCUAUGGGCACGGCUUUCAG
This is a messenger RNA of Gopherus evgoodei (Goodes thornscrub tortoise), 971 nucleotides long. RefSeq names its product claw keratin-like. Gene Ontology annotation, cellular component: intermediate filament. Lineage: Eukaryota; Metazoa; Chordata; Testudines; Testudinidae. Bases 386 to 880 code for a protein of 164 amino acids. The record is from RefSeq and is a predicted model, not a curated record. Gene Ontology annotation, molecular function: structural constituent of cytoskeleton. The transcript has a single exon.